This is a messenger RNA of Hermetia illucens (black soldier fly), 1085 nucleotides long. Its product is annotated as CDAN1-interacting nuclease 1. Lineage: Eukaryota; Metazoa; Arthropoda; Insecta; Diptera; Stratiomyidae. The record is from RefSeq and is a predicted model, not a curated record. The transcript has 4 exons. Bases 131 to 985 code for a protein of 284 amino acids.
UAAAAUCACCUUGUAAACAAACGUCAUCCACAUCUGACAUAUCUUACAAGAGUUUGCAUUCCGUCACAUCUGACAAUUCGCCUCUAUGGGGUUUUCUCGCCGGCAAUAAGAUUUCUGGAUUUCUUUCAGAAUGGAAGUGGAUAAAGUGAAUGUGUUGAGUAAUGAAAAAUACAGUGAGGUAGUGAAGUUCAUUGGCAAGUUUAAGGGCUUGCCAAUCAACUGUGACUUGGAAUUGAAGAAGGUGUUUAAGGACAUCGAUGAAAACACUCUGAGCAGUAUCCUCUACUCAGAAUGGAACCAUAAAAUCAAAGCUCAGUUUCAUAAAAUCCAAGCAAUCGCACCAAAAAUGCUGAAAAGGUUUGAAGAUGCUGCAAACAAAAAAUUCGAUGACAAAAUUUUGGUGAAUAUGUCGAUACAAUGCGGUCUAUCACCAACGAUUUUAAGUCGGUUGAUAAUCAAUGAAAAGUACCCAAAUUUACCAAAAAAUAAAAUCUUAGAAAUGAUAAAAAAUCCAUAUACGAUUCCUGACGAUUGUUUGGCAGCUAACGCCCGAGCUUGCUCAUUUUGUGAUAACCAAGAUGGUCCAAUAGUAGACGUGAUACGGCGUUGUGUGGGCGAAGAAUAUGAACAGAAGCUCAAAAAUAUGGCUUCGGAAGCAGGCAUGGUUUUCUAUGAUGAAGGGGACUUGAGAAGAGUUGGAUUCGAUAAAACCCCAGAUUUGAAGUUGGCCUUACCGUGUCUUUACAAGGAGAAAGUUGUGAAUUGGAUUGAAAGUAAGGCUUUAUUCGGGGAUCUGCGAACACAUAGAAGAUAUCUGAGAGAACAGUUGACGAGCUACUGCAAUAGAUUUGGACCAGGGAUUGUUAUCUAUUGGUUUGGAUAUUUAGAAGACAUCAAAUAUCUGAGUGAAAACAGUAACGGUUUAAUCAUAAUCAACACAUUUCCAGAUAAGACUGAAUUAGAAUUUUUGAAAAUUGAUAUUUAAAUGAAUUUUAGCUAAAUUGUUGUAAUAUAAGAUUAUUGUUGAAAAAAAUCUCAUUUAUAUAUAUGAACUCGUUAUAAGUAAAUUGAAAGUAUCAUUAUCA